This is a messenger RNA of Arachis ipaensis, 2231 nucleotides long. The record is from RefSeq and is a predicted model, not a curated record. NCBI's taxonomy places the organism in Eukaryota, Viridiplantae, Streptophyta, Magnoliopsida, Fabales, Fabaceae.
UGCAAAGUAGAGUUAUCUUGACAUUGUUCAAAGCUGAAAGCAUUAAGCUUUAGCUGCAAAAUGCAAAAAUCAGAAUUCACAAAUAUGAACAAUGAAUUUGACGUUCAUAUGAUUUGAGGUGCCGUCUUCAACAAACAAUAACGACAUUCAAUCCAAUUCCAUCUCAAAGACCGAUUUUUUCCGCACACAAAAAAGCUUGAUCUCACCGACCCAGAUUGGAUCUCUCUCUCUCUCUCUCUUCCUUAGGCGUAAUUUGAUGAAUUUGAUUAUGAAACCAGGUCCUGUGCUAGAAAGGCAGCUUGUGCCCUGGCUUUGUUAUGCACCCAAGUGAGGUUAAGUAGUUGGUUUUGGUCAAAGAGUAUGCUGGAUUUGUUGUGGAGUAUAUAAAUGGCAAUAAUUCGACAUACAGAAGGAAAUGGUACAGAGUGAAUUGGAUUCUGACAAGGGCAACUUUGCUAGGAUCACUGGUGGCAACAGUGGAAGAGUAGGUUCUGUCUUUGGUAGAGAGCCUUCAUUUUCACGCUGGUGUGAUGCGGACGAAGAAGUCCAUUUCAAUAGGGAAUUAGGAAAUGCAAGGAGUGAUCUUGUGGACGAAGACCCUGGUUUUGAAUUAUUAUUUCAUCAGGAGCUACAAAGAGGACCUUUAGAAAGGGAGAGACUGUUUCACCUAAAGUUUCAGCAUAGCAUUUUGUAUGGUGCUAGUAACAUGGAUGAAGAUUCAAUUCAUCGGAGAGUAAAUGGAUCUGAGAAGCAUGUCCCUUUUGAUAUUGAGAACAGGCCUACAGGGGGACUGACUCAUGUUGACUCCUCCAUGUCCUUGGAAGAUCAUGGAUCUUUGGCGAAAAGCUCCCGCAAUCCUAUUUCUGUGGGAUAUAUUUUAAAGACCAUUUUUUUCAUUCUUAUUUGGUACACAUUCAGUCUAUGUUUGACCCUGUACAAUAAAACUCUAUUAGGAGCUGAUAUGGGGAAGUUCCCGGCUCCUUAUAUGAUGAAUACUUUCCACUUCAUAAUGCAAGGUGUCCUAUCAAAGAUUAUUACCUGGUGCUGGUCUCAUAAAUUUCAAACUGGUGUUGUCAUGUCUUGGAGGGAUUACUUUUUGAAAGGUAGCCUUUUCAUUGCUCUUUGUGAGCAAGGGACUCCUACUACGUUUGCUACAAUGUGUAAAUCUGGGGCUCCAAUUUUUCUCCUUCUGUUUGCUUUUGCAUUUCGGUUGGAGGCACCAAGCUAUAAACUAUCUGGCAUCAUCGUAGUCAUCUCUGUCGGCAUAUUACUAACAGUUGCAAAAGAGACAGAAUUUCAGUUAUGGGGGUUUAUACUUGUUAUGCUUGCUGCUGUUAUGUCAGGGUUCCGCUGGUGUAUGACCCAGAUCCUUUUGCAGAAAGAAACCUAUGGUCUAAAAGAUCCACUUACGCUUAUGAGCUAUGUAGCACCAGUAAUGGCAGUGGCAACUGCACUUCUCUCUCUUGCAUUAGAUCCAUGGCAUGAACUCCAUAACAACAAAUACUUUGAUGAUUCAAGGCAUAUUACUCAAAGUUUCUUCCUGAUGAUUUUAGGGGGCAUUCUUGCCUUUUUCAUGGUGUUAACCGAAUAUUUUUUGGUCUCAGUAACCAGUGCAGUCACAGUCACAAUAGCAGGGGUAGUCAAGGAGGCCGUCACCAUAUUGGUUGCGGUAUUGUACUUUCAUGAUAAAUUUACAUGGGUGAAAGGACUCGGUCUCUGCACUAUUCUGUUUGGUGUCAGUUUAUUCAACUGGUACAAAUAUCUGAAGCUUCAGAAGGGCCAUUUUGGUGAAGGCGAGGUGGCAGUGCUUCACACAACAGAUUCUGCUGGCAAAUAUGUUAUUCUUGAGGAGAUGGAUGAGCAGGAUAUCUGAAACCUUCAUAGCAACAUCUUCAAAUUACCUCUUGAUGCUUCCAUUGGAUUUGUGAUGUGAAGGUGCUUUCCAAGUUUGUCAGACCGGAGGAAACAAAUCGCCCGGCAAUGAUCAACAUUUAAGCCCAAUCAUUCAUCACUUCCAUUUUAAAAUUUUGUGAUUGAAUAUCUUGUAUUCUGUUAGUGUUUCAUCGGUAGAACAAAUUUUGGUAUUCUUGACUUGAGUUGUCAAGAUAUAUUUUGUAGAUUAAGGCAGCAGGGUGUAGUAGAUCAAAGGUUUAUUUUUGUUUUAAUGUAUCGAGUUACAUGUUACUAUUUUUUGUUCUUAUGUAAUAAAUGUAACUCUUUGAUUUUGUUUA